This is a messenger RNA of Columba livia (rock pigeon), 998 nucleotides long. It is a transcript of the gene TP53RK, whose product is annotated as TP53 regulating kinase. The record is from RefSeq and is a predicted model, not a curated record. NCBI's taxonomy places the organism in Eukaryota, Metazoa, Chordata, Aves, Columbiformes, Columbidae. Gene Ontology annotation, biological process: protein phosphorylation. Gene Ontology annotation, molecular function: ATP binding; protein serine/threonine kinase activity. The transcript is spliced from 2 exons. Bases 36 to 857 code for a protein of 273 amino acids. Gene Ontology annotation, cellular component: nucleus; EKC/KEOPS complex; cytosol.
GACGCGCAUGCGCUCUGUGGCGGCGGGCUCCUGUGAUGGCGGCGGCCAAAGCUGACGCGGGCAGCGUGCGCUCUGGCAUGGCGGGGACUGUGUGCCCUGCGGUGGACGAGGCGGGGGCCGCGGGCCCUGCGAUGGAAGAGGCGGGGGCCGCGGGCCCUGUGGAGCCCGAGCCCGAGGUGCCGCCGCCGCCGCUGCCGGGGCUGCAGCUGGUGCGGCAGGGCGCCGAGGCCCACGUGUACCGGGGGCUGUUCCUCGGGCGGGCGGCGGUGGCCAAGCUCCGCGUUCCGAAGCGGUACCGCCACCCGGCGCUGGAGGAGCGGCUGAGCCGGCGGCGGACGGCGCAGGAGGCCCGGUCGCUGCUGCGGUGCCGGAGGGCAGGGAUUUCGGCUCCAGCGGUCUACUUCGUGGAUUCUGUCACCAACUCCAUAUAUCUUGAAGAUAUUGUAGACUCAGUUACUGUUCAGGAUCAUAUCAAUUCUGUACAACGGAGUGGUAAUUGUACCAGUAGCCUCGUUCCCUUAGCAGAGAAGAUGGGUGAGCUGCUGGCAAGAAUGCACGAUGAAGAUCUUAUACACGGGGACCUUACAACUUGCAAUAUACUUCUCCGGCCCCCCACAGAGAAGCUGGACUUGGUGCUGAUAGACUUUGGACUCAGUUUUAUUUCAGGUCUUCCAGAGGAUAAAGGGGUUGAUCUGUAUGUUCUGGAAAAAGCCUUCCUUAGCACUCAUCCAGAUACUGAAGCUCUGUUUCAAGCUCUGCUAAAGACCUAUGCAGCUGCAUCUAAAAAAUCUGGCCCUGUGAUCAAAAGGCUGGAUGAAGUACGACUAAGGGGAAGGAAGCGAUCCAUGAUUGGGUAGAAGAGAGAGGACUUAGGGAUGGAGAAAUAGCACUACUUACGUCCUGCAAAUGUGGUUGUUUAUGCUUCCUGUUGGUUUUAUUUAACAGAUCACUAUUUCCAUAACUUUGUCUCCAAAUAAAUAAAUUUGAGUUAGUUUUAA